AUGGAAAACCUUACGCCAGACAAUUGGCGGGAGAUUGUGAACAAGAAGCUUCACUUUCCACCGGAGCUGAUUCCCGCCAUCCAAGAGGGCAACAUGGACUGGGUGGACAGUCUCCUCUCCCUCGGAGACGGGAUCAUCCGUCAGCUGGACGAGUCUGAGGAUCGGUUAUGGAGGGAAGCGUUGAACCUCUCCAUCCGACUGGGCAGCGAAGACAUCAUGACCUCCCUUCUGCUCGGCGUCAAGUUCGACUUCCGCCAGAUCCACGAGGCCCUUCUGGUGGCCGUCGACACCAACCAGCCCAGAUUCGUCAAACACCUCCUGGACCGCCUGGAUCAGGAGAAAGGCAACAAGAUGGACGUUCGCUCCUUCAGCAUGGCCAUCUUUGAUCACUCCAUUGACGACUCUCAGUUCGCGCCAGGAGUGACGCCGCUGACGCUGGCCUGCCAGAAGGACCUGUAUGAGAUCGUAACUAUGCUGACCCAGAGAGGUCAUGACAUUCCUCUGCCUCACUCCAUCUCGUGCACGUGUCUGGAGUGCCGUAACGGACGGCAAUACGACUUGCUCAAGUUCUCGCUGUCCCGUAUAAAUACAUACAGAGGCAUCGCCAGCCGCGCGUAUCUCUCCGUCACCUCGGAGGACGCCAUGCUCGGCGCUUUCCACCUCAGCAGAGAGCUGCGCAAACUCUCCAAGAAAGAACCAGAGUUUAAGCCGCAGUACCUGGCGUUGGAGCAGCUGUGUCAGGAGUUCGCAGUGGAGCUUCUGGGAAUGUGCCGGAACCAAAGCGAGGUCUCCACCAUCCUCAACAGCGCUGAAGACGACAGCGAGGAUGAAGAACUGGAUGAACAGACGUUUGAGGAAGGUAUCCCCAAUCUCGCUCGUCUCCGACUGGCGGUCAACUAUAAUCAAAAACAGUUUGUGACUCAUCCCAUCUGCCAGCAAGUGCUCUCCUCCAUUUGGUGCGGUAGCCUGUCUGGUUGGAGGGGAAGUCGAACCGCUUGGAAACUGCUGGUGUCUUUGGGGAUUUUCAUUACCAUGCCAUUUCUCUGCCUCGUUUACUGGAUCGCCCCCAAGUCCAAGCUGGGAAAACUGCUGAAGGUUCCCGUGAUCAAGUUCCUGUUACACUCGGCGUCAUACAUGUGGUUCCUCAUCACCCUCCUGACGGAGUCGAUUUUCAUGGAGAUCUACCGCAGCGAUUUUGCCUCCAGAAAGCAGAACAUUCUCCAUAACUCUCUCCACAUGAUAUGGGUUGCCGGUUUCUUCUGGUUUGAGUGUAAGGAAGUUUGGAUAGAGGGUUUGAAGAGUUACUUCCUGGAUUUAUGGAACAUUCUGGAUAUGAUGGUUCUGAGCAUGUAUCUGGCGUCCUUCACGCUGCGCAUACUCAUCAUGCUGAAGGGAUAUUUCCUCUGUCAGGACUCCAGCACUCAAGAGCUGUGCGACUACUUCACCAACACAGUACGAGAGGAUUGGAAACAGGAGGAUCCUCAGUUGAUUGCAGAGACUCUGUUCGCCGUGACCAGCAUGCUUAGCUUCACACGUCUCGCCUACAUUCUGCCGGCCCAUGAAUCCCUGGGAACCCUGCAGAUAUCCAUGGGAAGAAUGAUCGAUGACAUGAUGAGGUUCAUGUUUAUCCUUAUGAUAAUAGGAACGGCGUUUUUGUGCGGAAUAAACAACAUAUACGUCCCAUAUGUUGUUUCUCCACAUCUUGGCAGAUUUAACGAAACAUUUAACUUCCUCUUCUGGACCAUGUUUGGAAUGGCAAACCAGGAAUACGUAGACAUGCCCGAUUACGCUCUGGCGGAGUUUGUGGGGAGGAUCUUCUACGGGAUUUUCACACUGCUCAUCGUCAUAGUGCUACUCAACAUGCUUAUUGCCAUGAUCUCCAAUUCAUUCCAGAGGAUCGAGGAUGAUGCAGAUGUCGAGUGGAAGUUUGCUCGCUCCAAACUCUACCUCAGUUACUUCAGGGAGGGUCUCACUAUGCCAGUUCCUUUUAACAUCAUCCCAUCUCCAAAGGUUCUCUUCUAUAUCUUGAGAAGCAUCUGCCAAAAGAUUUGCUGUUGCUGUAACAAGAAAGCCCCAGAAUAUCCUCCCAUAGCAUCUUUGUCUAGCAAUACCCUGAAUAGCAGCGGAGGUCAAGGUGAGGGCAGAGUGCCAUACCGCCUGCAGGUGACCAAGGCUCUAGUGCACCGCUACAUCGAAGCCGCACGCAGAGAGUUCGAAGAGAGCAAGCGUAAAGACGUUGGGAACAGAAUCACGGAGCUGAAUAAAGUUGUCGGCCGACUGCACACCGAGAUGCAGGAGUUCCACCAGAAGCUGCAGUGGCAGAGCAAGAGCGACCCGGACCAGGCCAACAUCCUGGGCAAAUACAUCUUGGGCGCAAAGAACAAUUUCCGUGACUUUGAUAAGAACAAAGCCACGGGGUUUGAAAACACAGGUCUCCCCAUCAGUACGCACCCCGCAGAGGAGAAGGACGACGAGAUCAAAGCAGGAGGGAUCGUCUCGGGGGAGGGGGAGGAGCCCGAGUCCGAGGGCCCUGUGGAGCCCGUCCCGGGAGAGGAGACUACUUUCGAGACUGCUAGCACUCCUGAUGCGUGAGAAACAAACACCGCAGUGUCGCAGUGCACAGCCAUGUCCUAAAAUAUACCUAGAUUACAUCCACUUUCAAUUACACAAAUACAUAUUUACAUGCAUACGAAUUCAACAUUGUAUCAGAAUUGAUAUCUAUAUCCCAGCGCCUCAAGACAAGAUUUAGGUUUAGAUGCCAAAUAGAUACACAGACUUAUAUUUGCUGAGUGAUCCGUUUACACAAUAACUAAAAUUAGCAUUAAAGAUCAUUACUAUAACAACAACUUUAAAUGAUAAAUUACCAAAAAAAAAAAAAAAGUUAUAGCUAUAUUAUAUACACAUUUAUUUUAUUACAAAUUAACAUAUUACUCAGAAAAGUUUAAUUUUUUUAGUGCUAUAUGAAACAUUUUUGCAAUUCUUUACUUUGCAAAGGUCUUUAGUUUCAAUUAUGAUAAUUGCCAAGUAAUUGCUAUUAAAUAUUACUAAAUGUAUUUUUUAACAUCCGUCCUCCUCCCAUCAAAUACUUAUUUGGUUCUAACCUUAAUCAGUUAAUGAUUUAAAACUUAAUCAGUUUAUUAUAACUGCUGGGCAAAGCAACAAAACAUAUCUAAAAGUAAUAAAGCUAUCAGUUUAGUUAGAAUUUUUGGGGUGAAUGAAAAACAUUGUCGAAAGCCUAAGCACCUUCACUUUCAUUUAAGCCCUAUUUUUGUAGCCUAUUCCUGGAAAGUGCCAAAUCUCUCCCACUCCUCUGGUGCCUUUUAAAAGUCAUAAACAUCAUCUAAAAAAGUUCAGCAAUUACACAUAAAAGCCAGCUGGGGAGAAAGACAGCUCCGAGGCAAUUUCUCAGGAUGAUUGAGGACUUUAAAACUUGUUUCUUUAGCUAUUGCAUUGAUUGAACGGCGCGCCGAGUCCAACAUAUUCCCCGAACAAUUUAGAAAAACUAUUUAAUAAAAGGAUCUUUACAUUAGGUACGUUGUAAGUUAGCCCAAGCGAAACGCAUAAAUCAUGACGAGGCACCAGAAUGGGGGUCUCGCAGAAAGCGUCGCGUUAUUUGAAUGCGAGCGCGGUGAGAUUAGCGUCCCCCGAUGAUUGGACACUUGACACAGUGCGGUGCCCUCCCUCUCUCCGAGGGUUAGUCAGUUUCUCGUGUUGUUUUAAUUAAGCGCGAGCUGCGAGUGUGUGUUCCCGGGGACCCGUUGCGGCAUCGCAGCCUGCUGCACACCUGCUGUUUGUAUCACUCUGCGCAGAAGCCUGGGGAGCCCUCACACUCUUUCAAUACACACAGGCAGAGUGGCCCCGCUGGGACACCGUACCUCCAAGAGGGGGAAAAA
Molecule: messenger RNA, 3893 nt
Organism: Puntigrus tetrazona (Sumatra barb)
Lineage: Eukaryota; Metazoa; Chordata; Actinopteri; Cypriniformes; Cyprinidae
Gene: trpc2a
Product: transient receptor potential cation channel subfamily C member 2a
Exons: 13
Coding region: 1-2592 (863 amino acids)
Biological process (GO): manganese ion transport; regulation of cytosolic calcium ion concentration; calcium ion transmembrane transport
Cellular component (GO): cation channel complex; membrane
Molecular function (GO): inositol 1,4,5 trisphosphate binding; store-operated calcium channel activity; protein binding
Source: RefSeq, a predicted model, not a curated record